Trypanosoma cruzi is the source of this 7482-nucleotide messenger RNA. RefSeq lists its product as uncharacterized. Bases 1 to 7482 code for a protein of 2493 amino acids. The record is from RefSeq and is a predicted model, not a curated record. The transcript has a single exon. Lineage: Eukaryota; Euglenozoa; Kinetoplastea; Trypanosomatida; Trypanosomatidae.
AUGGACGGGCAGGAAUUGACAACAGAAACCGUAACACCCGCAAAUGUGUCUUCUUCACCGUCGCCUAUGGAUACCCGGACGAUGCAUCUUCAAUUACAAUCGCCAAAUGCCCAAAUAAUUUCUCCGUCUUUUGACGUUGGUGAUCUCAUCUCAUACGAGUACUUUGACACAGCCUCAGGAAAGUUGCAAUGCGGGUUGGCGACGGUGUUGGAAAGGCUUGAAGAAAACAAACUUUUGGUUGAACCACUGAUGCACGAGGCCCGGAGAAGUCUCUGCGGCGUGGUGGCCACAACGGAAGAGGGCAAAUCUAUACUUGAGGAACUGCGGAAUCUAGAAAAGGAGUUUGUGCGGUGCAUCAAGGACGCCAAACAAUCCUCGCAAGAGAUUUGGGAGAGGCGCUGUGCCGUCCAGAAGGAGAAGCAGGAGGUUGAAGAGGCGGUGAUAAUUGCCCAGGAAGAACUCGGGGACGUCCGUACGGCUGUAAAGAAGAUUGACAUUCAUCACUGGCACGAGUUGGUGUCAUAUCGAACACCACCGGAAAUCGUGGUACGGGUGAUGGCCGCAGUGGUGCUUGUGUUAGGCGAACGGCGACGUACGUGGGCUGAAAUUAUGCCCAUCUUACAUCGUCCUGGAAUAACGGAGCUUUUGGCGACCUUUGACUCCAGUGAUUUGACACAAGGGCAGCGUGAGGAAGUGUUGCAGCGGUACAUCAAUACACCAAAGUUUACAUAUGAGGGGGUGAUGAAAGGCAGCAUUGCUCUUACGGAGUUGUACAGAUGGGUUGUGGCACACGUACUUAUGAUUAAUGUAAACGAACAUCGCAAUCAGAUGUCUAGGAUAAAUGAACGCCGCAGCUCUGAUCUUGAAGAGUUGGAGGAAAAACUGCAGGAAGACUAUAAGAAGAUUGCGAAGUUAAAUAUUGAAAUGAAUGCGUUGUGUAACCGUCUUUAUGAGGUGGAGUCGAAAACCGCCUCCAACUUUUGUGCUUCCAACAACACCACUCCCAGAGAGAACCAGAGCGCUAGACAACGUCGUUCACAUACGAGCCUUUUUGAAAGACCACGUUUUGCAGAACUUAUCAAGAUGAUUAGUGGGUCAUGGCAUUACAAAAUGAAGCCAGAACGCCGUAGCAUUUCCAUCUGCAGUGUCCUAUGUAGCUUGGGGGCAGCACCAGACAGAAAUGAGACGAUCAUACUUCAAGAACGACAGUCUCUGCAUCUUUUGGCCGCCAUGCAGGCAAAAAAUCGUCAGUACACUCCCAUUAUUCAAUCGGAAAUUGAAACAUAUGGUGAAGAGGCAGCAAAUACACACGGGGUUCAGCAAAAACGGAAACCGCAAAGAAAAACAAUCACACAACUUCAAUGUGCGCAGAACAUCAAAGCACUAGUGCAACAGAUUAGAAAAAAUGCGGAAGAGAAGCUCCAACUUCAACAAAGAAUUUUAAUCAACACCAGAAGUAAAAAUAUGGGUGAAACUCAAUUGAGACAAAAGCUAUCACAAGAAAUCGAUACGAAGGAAAGAGAAGACAAUAACAGAAAUGCUAAAACAUUUACCCGCAUCAAACAUUUUUACACGCAAGACAGCCCACGAACACCACCUGUGCAAAGAAGGCUGGAUUUUUCCGGAAAAGAAAAGCAUUUACUAAAAGAUUGCCCAAUCAAGGGUUUUGACGUUCUGGCUACGCUCGAGCGUCAGCUACAGGAGCGUGAUGAUGCCCUGGCUGCGCUGAAUGACAAGCUGGAGGAGUACGGCAGAGAAAAGUCUGUGCUGGAGAGCCGCACCAGUGAGAGUGUUGACGUCGUCGUUACACUCGAGCGCCAGCUACAGGAGCGUGAUGAUGCCUUGGCUGCGCUGAAGGACAGGCUGGAGGAGCACAGCAGAGAAAAGUCUGUGCUGGAGAGCCGCACCAGUGAGAGUGUUGACGUCGUCGUUACACUCGAGCGCCAGCUACAGGAGAGUGUUGACGCCUUGGCUGCCAUGGAGCGCCAGCUACAGGAGCGUGAUGAUGCCCUGGCUGCGCUGAAGGACAGGCUGGAGGAGUACGGCAGAGAAAAGUCCGCGCUGGAGAGCCGCACCAGUGAGAGUGUUGACGCCGUCGUUACACUCAGGCGUCAGCUACAGGAGCGUGAUGAUGCCCUGGCUGCGCUGAAUGACAGGCUGGAGGAGCACAGCAGAGAAAAGUCUGCGCUGGAGAGCCGCACCAGUGAGAGUGUUGACGCCUUGGCUGCCAUGGAGCGCCAGCUACAGGAGCGUGAUGAUGCCCUGGCCGCGCUGAAGGACAGGCUGGAGGAGCACAGCAGAGAAAAGUCUGCGCUGGAGAGCCGCACCAGUGAGAGUGUUGACGCCUUGGCUGCCAUGGAGCGCCAGCUACAGGAGCGUGAUGAUGCCCUGGCUGCGCUGAAGGACAGGCUGGAGGAGUACGGCAGAGAAAAGUCCGCGCUGGAGAGCCGCACCAGUGAGAGUGUUGACGCCGUCGUUACACUCAGCCGCCAGCUACAGGAGCGUGAUGAUGCCCUGGCUGCGCUGAAGGACAGGCUGGAGGAGCACAGCAGAGAAAAGUCUGCGCUGGAGAGCCGCACCAGUGAGAGUGUUGACGCCUUGGCUGCCAUGGAGCGCCAGCUACAGGAGCGUGAUGAUGCCCUGGCUGCGCUGAAGGACAGGCUGGAGGAGUACGGCAGAGAAAAGUCCGCGCUGGAGAGCCGCACCAGUGAGAGUGUUGACGCCGUCGUUACACUCAGGCGCCAGCUACAGGAGCGUGAUGAUGCCCUGGCUGCGCUGAAUGACAGGCUGGAGGAGCACAGCAGAGAAAAGUCUGCGCUGGAGAGCCGCACCAGUGAGAGUGUUGACGCCUUGGCUGCCAUGGAGCGCCAGCCACAGGAGCGUGAUGAUGCCCUGGCUGCGCUGAAGGACAGGCUGGAGGAGUACAGCAGAGAAAAGUCUGCGCUGGAGAGCCGCACCAGUGAGAGUGUUGACGCCGUCGUUACACUCAGGCGUCAGCUACAGGAGCGUGAUGAUGCCCUGGCUGCGCUGAAGGACAGGCUGGAGGAGUACAGCAGAGAAAAAUCUGCGCUGGAGAGCCGCACCAGUGAGAGUGUUGACGCGUUGGCUGCCAUGGAGCGCCAGCUACAGGAGCGUGAUGAUGCCCUGGCCGCGCUGAAUGACAGGCUGGAGGAGUACAGCAGAGAAAAAUCUGCGCUGGAGAGCCGCACCAGUGAGAGUGUUGACGCCUUGGCUGCCAUGGAGCGCCGGCUACAGGAGCGUGAUGAUGCCCUGGCUGCGCUGAAGGACAGGCUGGAGGAGUACAGCAGAGAAAAAUCUGCGCUGGAGAGCCGCACCAGUGAGAGUGUUGGCGCGUUGGCUGCCAUGGAGCGCCAGCUACAGGAGCGUGAUGAUGCCCUGGCCGCGCUGAAUGACAGGCUGGAGGAGUACGGCAGAGAAAAAUCUGCGCUGGAGAGCCGCACCAGUGAGAGUGUUGACGCCGUCGUUACACUCAGGCGUCAGCUACAGGAGCGUGAUGAUGCCCUGGCUGCGCUGAAGGACAGGCUGGAGGAGCACAGCAGAGAAAAAUCUGCGCUGGAGAGCCGCACCAGUGAGAGUGUUGACGCCUUGGCUGCCAUGGAGCGCCAGCUACAGGAGCGUGAUGAUGCCCUGGCUGCGCUGAAUGACAGGCUGGAGGAGCACAGCAGAGAAAAAUCUGCGCUGGAGAGCCGCACCAGUGAGAGUGUUGACGCCUUGGCUGCCAUGGAGCGCCAGCCACAGGAGCGUGAUGAUGCCCUGGCUGCGCUGAAUGACAGGCUGGAGGAGUACAGCAGAGAAAAAUCCGCGCUGGAGAGCCGCACCAGUGAGAGUGUUGACGCCGUCGUUACACUCAGGCGCCAGCUACAGGAGCGUGAUGAUGCCCUGGCCGCGCUGAAGGACAGGCUGGAGGAGCACAGCAGAGAAAAGUCUGCGCUGGAGAGCCGCACCAGUGAGAGUGUUGACGCCGUCGUUACACUCAGGCGUCAGCUACAGGAGCGUGAUGAUGCCCUGGCUGCGCUGAAGGACAGGCUGGAGGAGUACAGCAGAGAAAAAUCUGCGCUGGAGAGCCGCACCAGUGAGAGUGUUGGCGCGUUGGCUGCCAUGGAGCGCCAGCUACAGGAGCGUGAUGAUGCCCUGGCCGCGCUGAAUGACAGGCUGGAGGAGUACGGCAGAGAAAAAUCUGCGCUGGAGAGCCGCACCAGUGAGAGUGUUGACGCCGUCGUUACACUCAGGCGUCAGCUACAGGAGCGUGAUGAUGCCCUGGCUGCGCUGAAGGACAGGCUGGAGGAGUACGGCAGAGAAAAAUCUGCGCUGGAGAGCCGCACCAGUGAGAGUGUUGACGCCUUGGCUGCCAUGGAGCGCCAGCUACAGGAGCGUGAUGAUGCCCUGGCUGCGCUGAAGGACAGGCUGGAGGAGCACAGCAGAGAAAAAUCUGCGCUGGAGAGCCGCACCAGUGAGAGUGUUGACGCCUUGGCUGCCAUGGAGCGCCAGCUACAGGAGCGUGAUGAUGCCCUGGCUGCGCUGAAUGACAGGCUGGAGGAGCACAGCAGAGAAAAGUCUGCGCUGGAGAGCCGCACCAGUGAGAGUGUUGACGCCUUGGCUGCCAUGGAGCGCCAGCUACAGGAGCGUGAUGAUGCCCUGGCUGCGCUGAAGGACAGGCUGGAGGAGUACAGCAGAGAAAAAUCCGCGCUGGAGAGCCGCACCAGUGAGAGUGUUGACGCCGUCGUUACACUCAGGCGUCAGCUACAGGAGCGUGAUGAUGCCCUGGCUGCGCUGAAGGACAGGCUGGAGGAGUACAGCAGAGAAAAAUCUGCGCUGGAGAGCCGCACCAGUGAGAGUGUUGGCGCGUUGGCUGCCAUGGAGCGCCAGCUACAGGAGCGUGAUGAUGCCCUGGCCGCGCUGAAUGACAGGCUGGAGGAGUACGACAGAGAAAAGUCCGCGCUGGAGAGCCGCACCAGUGAGAGCGUUGACGCCGUCGUUACACUCAGGCGUCAGCUACAGGAGCGUGAUGAUGCCCUGGCCGCGCUGAAUGACAGGCUGGAGGAGUACGGCAGAGAAAAAUCUGCGCUGGAGAGCCGCACCAGUGGGAGUGUUGACGCGUUGGCUGCCAUGGAGCGCCAGCUACAGGAGCGUGAUGAUGCCCUGGCUGCGCUGAAGGACAGGCUGGAGGAGUACGGCAGAGAAAAAUCUGCGCUGGAGAGCCGCACCAGUGAGAGCGUUGACGCCGUCGUUACACUCAGGCGUCAGCUACAGGAGCGUGAUGAUGCCCUGGCUGCGCUGAAUGACAGGCUGGAGGAGUACGGCAGAGAAAAAUCUGCGCUGGAGAGCCGCACCAGUGAGAGUGUUGACGCCUUGGCUGCCAUGGAGCGCCAGCUACAGGAGCGUGAUGAUGCCCUGGCUGCGCUGAAGGACAGGCUGGAGGAGCACAGCAGAGAAAAGUCCGUGCUGGAGAGCCGCACCAGUGAGAGUGUUGACGCGUUGGCUGCCAUGGAGCGCCAGCUACAGGAGCGUGAUGAUGCCCUGGCUGCGCUGAAGGACAGGCUGGAGGAGCACAGCAGAGAAAAGUCCGCGCUGGAGAGCCGCACCAGUGAGAGUGUUGACGCCGUCGUUACACUCAGGCGUCAGCUACAGGAGCGUGAUGAUGCCCUGGCUGCGCUGAAGGACAGGCUGGAGGAGUACGGCAGAGAAAAAUCUGCGCUGGAGAGCCGCACCAGUGAGAGUGUUGACGCCGUCGUUACACUCAGGCGUCAGCUACAGGAGCGUGAUGAUGCCCUGGCCGCGCUGAAGGACAGGCUGGAGGAGUACAGCAGAGAAAAGUCUGCGCUGGAGAGCCGCACCAGUGAGAGUGUUGACGCCUUGGCUGCCAUGGAGCGCCAGCUACAGGAGCGUGAUGAUGCCCUGGCUGCGCUGAAGGACAAGCUGGAGGAGUACGGCAGAGAAAAGUCCGCGCUGGAGAGCCGCACCAGUGAGAGUGUUGACGCCGUCGUUACACUCAGGCGUCAGCUACAGGAGCGUGAUGAUGCCCUGGCUGCGCUGAAUGACAGGCUGGAGGAGCACAGCAGAGAAAAAUCUGCGCUGGAGAGCCGCACCAGUGAGAGUGUUGACGCCUUGGCUGCCAUGGAGCGCCAGCUACAGGAGCGUGAUGAUGCCCUGGCCGCGCUGAAUGACAAGCUGGAGGAGUACGGCAGAGAAAAAUCUGCGCUGGAGAGCCGCACCAGUGAGAGUGUUGACGCCGUCGUUACACUCAGGCGUCAGCUACAGGAGCGUGAUGAUGCCCUGGCUGCGCUGAAUGACAGGCUGGAGGAGCACAGCAGAGAAAAGUCCGCGCUGGAGAGCCGCACCAGUGAGAGUGUUGACGCGUUGGCUGCCAUGGAGCGCCAGCUACAGGAGCGUGAUGAUGCCCUGGCCGCGCUGAAGGACAGGCUGGAGGAGUACGGCAGAGAAAAGUCCGCGCUGGAGAGCCGCACCAGUGAGAGUGUUGACGCCUUGGCUGCCAUGGAGCGCCAGCUACAGGAGCGUGGUAACGCUUUCAAUAUUUUUGAUGGUCGUGUUAAUGAGAUUUGUAUGGAGAAAUCUUCACUUGGUUUCCGAUUGAAGGCGGGAACUGAUAUGGUUGUAGUGUUUUUGAGAAGGUUGCGUGGUUUGGGUGAAGGAGAAUAUGGAGUGUCUUUUCAAGAUGGGUUGUGCACUUUUCAUCAUGCGCAGGAUAGCGUUUUUGUUUCUUUUUUGUGUGGAGUUUUUAAAUCUUUGCGUUCGCUGAGGAAUUUUGUUUUUGGUUGGAAUUGGAAUGGGAAUUGUAGUAAUGAAGACUGGUGGGAUGCGUUGGGACAUGUGCAAUUAGAAUUUGGUUGUGUUGAGGCGGAAUUGCAUGAAUUUUCUGAAUUGCUGGGGAAGUUAGAGGAGGAUUGUAGGGAUAUAGAGCCGACGCGUCGUUUGCAGGAAUUGAUUGAUAUUCAUGCUGGUUGCGGUGAGAAUGAGGAUGCUGCUUUGAAUUUAGAGGAGAAUUUUGAGGUGCUGAUUCGGGAACUUAGGCAUCGUGUACGUGAGAUGAAAACGAUGCUGGUUGGGCAGAGUGUGAAAGAGCGAUUGAUUCAGGCGCGAAUUGAUGCUCUCAGCAAUGGACUUCAUCGUGUCGCCAAUUUGUCAUUAGUUGUGAAUGGAGAAGUAGAUAAGGAUAAGAGACGUCGUGCUUUGGAGGAAUUGCAUGAGAAGCAUGACAGUCUGUCAGAGGAGUUGUCUUCUGUAGGACGUGAUUUGUUGGUUCUGUAUGCAUUGCAGCAAGGACGGGAGGAAACUUUCUUACGUCCAUUACACGAAUACUCUCCCUUUUUAGCGGCAAAGUGUCUAAGGAAUGCUGGUUUUCUAACAGAUACCAUAGAAACUGGAGUAUUCUCUCUUACAAGUGGUGUUCUGAUGGUAGCGGUUAUUGUGACACUUAUGUACAAGCGGUAUUCUCUUAUCUAA